Punctularia strigosozonata HHB-11173 SS5 is the source of this 2350-nucleotide messenger RNA. RefSeq lists its product as uncharacterized. Bases 40 to 1620 code for a protein of 526 amino acids. The transcript is spliced from 6 exons. Gene Ontology annotation, molecular function: 1-alkyl-2-acetylglycerophosphocholine esterase activity. The record is from RefSeq and is a predicted model, not a curated record. Lineage: Eukaryota; Fungi; Basidiomycota; Agaricomycetes; Corticiales; Punctulariaceae.
AUGGCCACGGCCUCUCAGACAAAUCAACAGCAAGACGCGAUGCCACCGUCCAAGCCCGAGCUUGCGCCUGAGCCGCCGCAGGACGCGCCGCGGGUGCACCAGGCACCAAAGCGUUCCGCCUUCGGUUCCCUCCUCUCCCGAACUUUGCCUCAGUACAGCGGGCCGUUCCCUGUCGGCGUGUGCGACGUCGAGAUCCCGGUCGAGCCGCAGACGUUCGGCUCGUUCCGACACAAGUCGAUGCCGGACGCGCCGGCCGGGCUCGCGCUCGAGACCGUCAUGUUCACGCUGUUCUACCCCGCGGAGGCACCGAAACACCCCGUCCCCGCCGUUUGGUUUCCAAAGCUCCGACAGACGAUCGACGGAUUCCUGAAGAUGGCGAAGCGGACGCCCAACAUCUGGUACAAGAUGGUCGGGUACCCCGUCGCCGCCGCGGCGAUCUACGGCAGCACCUUCCCCGCGACCAAGGACGCGCCGCUGGCCUCGCCCCCGCCCGAGAUCGGCAAGUGGCCGCUCAUGCUCUUCUCGCACGGCGUCGGCUGCUCGCGCCUGAUGUACUCGGCUUUCUGCGGCGAGAUGGCGUCGCGCGGGUACGUCGUCGCCUGCGUCGAGCACCGGGACGGCACCUCGCCGAGCAGCACCGUCGUCGCGGAGGACGGCUCGAAGAAGAGGUUCGACUGGCUCGAGUGGAGCGAUCUCGAGUGGCCGGAGAUCCCGAAGGAUAAGCAGCCGACGGACGACACGACGCUCCGCCACGAGCAGAUCAAGUUUAGGGUAGCGGAGUUCGAGGCGGUCGUGGACACGAUGAACAAGCUGGCGAGGGGGGAGAAGCUGAACUGGUACUCGAUCACUGCACCGGAUUUCGAUUGGUCAAGGUUCAAGAUGGUGGAUCCGUCCCGCCCGGUCGGUGCUGGCCAUUCUCUGGGUGGAAGCGCAGUCCUCGCAGCAUCCUCCGCAAACAAGAUACCAUUCAGCUGUAUCAUCGCAUUUGACCCUGCGGUACAACGCCUAGCACCCUGGAAGGCACCGCUGCCGCACCCUCUGCUAGUAGUCAACUCGGAAGAAUUCGUCGUCGGCGAGGAAUACCGCAUCUUCUCCGGCCAGAUGGCCGGCACGACCGAAGAUUCGCUCCAAGUAUUCAGCAUCGGCGGCGCCACGCACCCCUCGUUCUCGGACGUCUUCCUCAUCCUGCCCGACUACAUCAAUCGGCUCACGGGCCUCAAAGUCUCCGCGGACAAGGUCAUCCAGCGCACGGUCGGCGCCGUCGAGGACUUCCUCGGUCUCCACCCCAGCCACACCACCAAACUCGACGCCGACAACCGCUCGUUCGACGACGGCGAGCACGCGACGAGGACGAUGGCGACGGGCGGGGGCGUGCCCUCCGCGGACGCGGCGGGCGUGAUCAGCCCGACAAUGGAAGAGAUCGGUGCGACGGGGCCGGGGGAGGGGAAGAAGGGCGAGGGUCAAGGGGCUGGGGCAGCGCGGAAAGCUGGGGUGGGGAAGGUGAGGUACGAUCGGGUGUAUGAGACGGCGGGGAGGGAGGAGAAGGCGGGCGAGAAGCUGAGCCGGCCGAUCGCGAAACCGGGCGAGCUGGUAAAGCAUCCAUUACCAGCGUCGUCGUGAGAUGUUUAAGAGUUGGCAAUUGGGACGCUUUGAGACAUUGUUCACAUGCUGACAGCUAAUUAAUGGAGUGCAUAAUGUACGGUAUCAUACUAUGUAGUAUACAGGAUCUUUCUAUCGGCAUUCAAUGGGUAUCACCUUGUAUCACCUCGGAGAAGAGCUCUUCGAGAAGAUUAGCCUGCGGAGGCGCGUGAGCAAUUUGCGCUCUCCCUGUGGCGGCGCAUCGGUGAAGCCUGCACACUGCCUUGCGAAAUCGACGACGGCAAGCAGGGUGGCAUUCCGGAACGGGCAAUCAGAGGGGAGUGCGGCGUAAGCGUCCUCGAGCGCCUUCGCGCGAACGGGCAACAGAGACGCGGUGGCCACCCGAGGCACGUCCGCCACGUCCGUGGAGAAGAUCGCCGCGUACGCGCGCGCGUUGAUGUCCUUGAGACCCGGCUCGGGUCCGUCGGUGUUCUUGGCGUCUACCUUGAUGCGUUUCCAGAUCGAGUGGAACGUCUGGAGCCAGUCAUCUUCGGCGGUGAGAUAUUGGGUUUCGGCUUCCGAGCAAAGAUAGAGGGCUUGUCGAUCGAGAAUGCCCUGGACGACGUCUUGCACCUUUAUGCCGACGGAUGAGUGGUUGCCCGGUUUAGACGGUACAGAGAUGUCCGAAACGGGCCCGGUACGGCGAUUUGACGUAGGAGGCAUUCCGAGAAGAGCACAACAGAGGAGGAAGCGAAAGUCGGGAUGGUGCCGC